AUGGCCGCCAAAAAACCCAACAUCCUCUAUAUCAUGGCCGACCAGAUGGCCGCCCCUCUGCUGGCCUUUCAUGACAAGAACUCUCCCAUCAAAACCCCCAAUCUCGACCGGCUGGCCGACGAAGGCGUCGUCUUUGAUUCCGCCUACUGUAACUCGCCGCUGUGCGCCCCCUCGCGCUUUGUGAUGGUGACCGGCCAGCUGCCCUCCAAGAUCGGCGCGUACGAUAACGCCGCCGACCUGCCCGCCGACACGCCCACCUACGCGCACUAUCUCCGCCGCGAGGGCUACCACACCGCGCUGGCCGGCAAGAUGCACUUCUGCGGCCCCGACCAGCUGCACGGCUACGAACAGCGCCUCACCAGCGACAUCUACCCGGGCGACUACGGCUGGUCCGUCAACUGGGACGAGCCCGACAUCCGCCCGGACUGGUACCACAACAUGUCCUCCGUCAUGGAGGCCGGCCCCGUCGUGCGCACCAACCAGCUCGACUUUGACGAGGAGGUCAUGUAUAAGUCCACCCAGUACCUGUACAACCACGUCCGCCAGCGCUCCGACCAGCCCUUCUGUCUGACCGUCUCCAUGACCCACCCGCACGACCCCUACGCCAUGACCAAGGAGUUCUGGGACCUCUACGAGGACGUCGACAUCCCGCUGCCCACCACGCCCGCCAUCCCGCACGACCAGCAGGACCCGCACUCGCAGCGCGUCCUCAAGUGCAUCGACCUCUUCGGCAAGGACAUGCCCGAUGAGCGCAUCCGCGCCGCCCGCCGCGCCUACUACGCCGCUUGCACCUACGUCGACUCCAACGUCGGCAAGCUGCUCAGGUUCCUCGACGACUGCGGCCUCCGCGACGACACUCUCGUCGUCUUCACCGGGCGACCACGGCGUCAUGCUCGGGGCUCCGCCCGCGUGCCCAUGAUCGUCCACGCCCCCAACCGCUUCGCCCCCAAGCGCGUGCCCCAGAACGUGUCCACCAUGGACCUGCUGCCCACCUUCGUCGACCUCGUCGGCGCCCAGCUCAUUCGCGAGCUGCCGCUCGACGGCGUCUCGCUGCUGCCCUACCUCACCGGCGACGACGCCGACGGCCCGAAGACCGACACCGUGCUGGGCGAGUACAUGGCCGAGGGCACGCAGUCGCCCGUCGUGAUGAUCCGCCGCGGCCGCUGGAAGUUCGUCUACUCGCUCAUCGACCCGCCCAUGCUAUUCUAUCUGGAGUCCGACCCGCGCGAGACCGUCAACCUCGUCGCCGGUCUGACCGUCCCGACCGCAGCUCCCGCUCCGGCACCCCCGGUGAAGACUCUAGCGGCGCCAACCCCCACCGGCCCAACGGCCCUCCCCACGCCCGCCGACUCGCCCAGCGGCUCGCCCGCGCCGCAGCGCAACGGCACCGCCUUCCCGUUCCCGCGCGCCCCGAGCCCGGCCAAAUCCCUGGCCCACGGUCUGCCCGCGACCACCGAGCCCGCCAAGCUCCUCGCCCAUUUCACGGAGGAGGUGCACGCGCGCUGGGACCUGGAGGCGAUCCGCGACGACGUGCUGCGGUCGCAGCGCCGGCGGCGGCUGGUGUACUCGGCGCUGAUCAAGGGCACGCCGUCGAUCUGGGACUACGAGCCGCGCAUCGAUCCCAGCACGCAGUACGUGCGCAACCAGGGCAAGGGGGCGCUGGACGAUGUGGAGUUGAUUUCGCGGUGGCCGCGUGUGUUGCAGCAGGCUGCGACGGCGCACGGGUUGUAG
Aspergillus terreus NIH2624 is the source of this 1731-nucleotide messenger RNA. RefSeq names its product putative choline sulfatase. The transcript is spliced from 3 exons. The coding region runs from base 1 to 1731 and encodes 576 amino acids. The record is from RefSeq and is a predicted model, not a curated record. Lineage: Eukaryota; Fungi; Ascomycota; Eurotiomycetes; Eurotiales; Aspergillaceae. Gene Ontology annotation, molecular function: sulfuric ester hydrolase activity.